AUGAGCAGGUGGCUAUUAAUUCCCAAAGAUAUUUUCAAAUCUAUUCUAGUCAAACAAAUGAGCUUUCGACAAAAGCUUGUAAAAACAUGCAGUGCUGUUACCGACUGUGCUACUGGUAAUUGUUCUGGUAGCUCAUGCCAAGCAAAAGAAUGUGCAGCUUUAACCGAUUGUCCCAGUGGUCUUUGUUCUGGAGGAUUCUGUCAAGUAAAAGCAUGCAGUGCUAUUACAGACUGUCCUACUGGUUCUUGCACUGGUGGCUUAUGUAAACCUAAAGCAUGUAGUGGUGUAGAAGAUUGUCCGAGUGGAGUUUGCAUGGGAGGAAUAUGCCAAGUAAAAGCAUGUGCAGCUGCAACGGACUGUCCUACUGGUGCUUGUUCUGAUGGUGUAUGUCAGGUAAAUCCAUGUGCCGCUGCCACCGAUUGUCCGAGUGGUGUCUGCUCUGGAGAAUUUUGUCAAGUAAAAGCAUGUAUUGCUGGAACAGAUUGCCCCACUGGUAGAUGUUCUAAUGGUCUAUGCCAGGCUAAUCCCUGUACAGAUAAUACCGGAUGCCCAAGCGGCGUGUGUACCGAAGCCUUUUGCGAUGUAAAAGCAUGUAGUGUUGGAACAGAGUGUCGUAGUGGUGGUUGUGUUAAUAAUGUAUGCCAAGGUGAGUUACCUGAUACUAUGAAACCCUUAAAAUAUUGCUUAUGUUUUCGUUUAGCUGAAGCGUCUAAUCCAUGCACUGAUAACACCGGAUGUCCAAGUGGCACAUGUGCUAGCGGGUUCUGCGCUGUGACAACAUGCAAGACUGGGACAGAUUGUCCUACUGGUGGUUGUUCAUCGGGUGGUGUAUGCAUUGUGACAAGCUGCAAGGCUGUCUUUGAUUGUCCUACUGGUGCUUGUUCGGCUGAUGGUGUAUGCGUUGCUAAUCCAUGUGCUGACGAUACUGGAUGCCCAAGUGGCACAUGUACUAAUGGUUUCUGCGCUGUGACAACAUGCAAGACUGGGACAGAUUGUCCUACUGGUGGUUGUUCAUCGGGUGCUCAGUUCUGCAGCGGUAAUACUGGAUGUCCGAGUGGCACGUGCACUAACAAUUUCUGUGCUGUCACAACCUGCAAGGCCGCCACUGAUUGUCCUACUGGUGCUUGCUCGGCUGGAGGUGUAUGCAUUGCUCAUAGCUGCAACGAUAAUACUGCAUGUCCAAGCGGCGCGUGCACUAACAGUUUCUGUGCUGUAACAACCUGCAAGGCUCCUACAGAUUGUCCUACUGGUGCUUGCUCAGCUGGCGGUGUAUGCGUUGCUCAGAGCUGCAACGAUAAUACUGCAUGUCCAAGUGGCUCAUGUACCAACGAGCUCUGCGCUGUAACAUCAUGCAAGGCUGGGACGGAUUGUCCUACUGGUGCUUGCUCAGCUGGCGGUGCAUGCGUUGCUCAGAGCUGCAGUGAUAAUACCCAAUGUCCAAGUGGCUCGUGCACUAACAACUUCUGUGCUGUGACAACCUGCAAGGCUGGAACAGAUUGUCCUACUGGUCAUUGUUCGGAUGGUGGAGUAUGUGUUGCCAAUCAAUGUGCUGAUAAUACUGAAUGUCCAAGUGGCACAUGUGCUAGUGGGUUCUGCGCUGUGACUGCGUGUACCGUUGCUGCAGAUUGUCCUACUGGUGGUUGUUCGCCUGGUGGUGUAUGCGUUGCUAAUCCAUGUACUGCUGACAAUGGAUGCGCAAGUGGUAAAUGUACGAGCAAUUUUUGCGAAGUGAAAGCUUGUGGCACUGAUGGAGAUUGUCCAUAUGGCAUCUGUUCUGGAGUCGUAUGUAAACGUAAGUUGUAUAUUGACGCAAUGGAAAAAGUGAAUCGAAUGCACCUUUUUGUGAAACGAUAA
Molecule: messenger RNA, 1854 nt
Organism: Adineta steineri
Lineage: Eukaryota; Metazoa; Rotifera; Eurotatoria; Adinetida; Adinetidae
Source: the annotation of a GenBank genome assembly